GGGGCCGAACGGCCAAAACCCAAAACCAACCGACCAACCAUCGAUCCAUUUAUGUGGGAGCCUGGAAGACAGUGUGAUUCUAUCUCCGACAGCGAUAUAUUUACUCGAAAUACUUAAAAUACCCAGUCAAUCAUUUAUUAUUCGUUAAAAUGACUACGCAUUCUAUGUGUUCUAACAUGUUAAAAAGACAUAUCUUUUUGUUUAUAUUUAUGCUAAGCCAAGUUAACAGUGAAGAAGAAGAUAAAGUACACACAGUACAGUACAACAAAGACAAUUUUUUGUCAGAGAUUAAGAAGAAAAAUCAUUUUGUCAUGUUUUAUGCACCAUGGUGUGGACAUUGCCAAGGACUUGAACCCACUUGGGAACAGUUAGCAGAGAUGUCAAACAAAGAAUACCAUAAUUUAAAGAUUGCUAAGGUUGAUUGUACUACAGACAGUAGCUUAUGCACCGAACAUGAUGUUACUGGAUAUCCUACGCUGAAGUUGUUUAAAGCUGGGGAAACUAAAGGCAUUAAAUUUAGAGGUACAAGGGAUUUGCCUUCGCUAAUUUCUUUCCUUGUUGAUCAACUAGGCACUACUCUUGAGGUUGCAGACGUUGUACCAUCACCUCCCGAAGCGGUAAAUGGUUUAAUAGAACUAACAGAGGAUACAUUUGAUAAGCAUGUAUCCACUGGUUACCAUUUUGUAAAGUUUUAUGCACCUUGGUGUGGUCAUUGCCAGAAAUUAGCUCCUACAUGGGAAGAAUUAGCUAACAGUCUACGUAACAGUAAUUAUGUUACCAUUUCUAAAGUAGAUUGUACACAACAUCGUGGUGUUUGUAGUCAAUUUGAUAUAAAGGGAUAUCCAACAUUGCUCUGGAUCGAAGAUGGAAAGAAGGUGGAUAAAUAUUCAGGUCAACGAACUCACGAAGAGUUAAAAGCUUAUGUAUCAAAAAUGCUUGAAAAGAGCAAUGACCAAACAAAUGUUAAUACUUGUCAUUCCGACAAUACAUUACAUACAGUGCUCAGUUUAACCGGCGAGAGCUUUAAACAUGGCAUUGAAAAAGGCGUCUCGUUUGUUAAGUUUUUUGCACCUUGGUGUGGACACUGUAAACGUUUAGCUCCUAUUUGGGAAGACCUCGGGAAAAAGUUCUUCACAAAUGAGAACGUGAACAUAAUCAAAGUAGACUGUACGCUUGAUGCAAGCAAAGAAUUGUGCAAUGAACAAGAAGUAGAUGGAUUUCCAACGUUAUAUUUAUAUCGUGAUGGACACAAAGUGUCUGAAUACAGUGGUGCUCGUAGUCUCGACGAUUUAUAUGAAUUUGUAGCCAGUUAUGUGCAACCGCACGACGAACUAUAAACUAAUUCCGAAAAGAUAGCAUAAUUUAAGGUGUUUUUAAACUUAAAUGUGUAAUACUUAAUUUAAUUAUAUAUGAAUGUACGAUAGCGUCAUACAAAGAAACUCCAAGACAUCCAGGCCCUAUAUUUUCCAUUUUUUUAUAAAAUAUCAAAAAAAUACUAUAAAACAAUUAUACAUAAAUCCUAAGACUACUAUAUUUUUGUGUGACUAAGUCGUGUACUUCCAAAAUACAUUUACAGAACUAACCGUA
Messenger RNA from Hylaeus anthracinus, 1587 nucleotides. It is a transcript of the gene prtp, whose product is annotated as thioredoxin domain-containing protein 5. The transcript is spliced from 5 exons. Gene Ontology annotation, biological process: protein folding. Bases 150 to 1337 code for a protein of 395 amino acids. Gene Ontology annotation, molecular function: protein disulfide isomerase activity. Gene Ontology annotation, cellular component: endoplasmic reticulum. The record is from RefSeq and is a predicted model, not a curated record. NCBI's taxonomy places the organism in Eukaryota, Metazoa, Arthropoda, Insecta, Hymenoptera, Colletidae.